This is a messenger RNA of Lodderomyces theae, 1422 nucleotides long. Its product is annotated as putative Xaa-Pro dipeptidase. The coding region runs from base 1 to 1422 and encodes 473 amino acids. Gene Ontology annotation, molecular function: metalloaminopeptidase activity; manganese ion binding. The transcript has a single exon. The record is from RefSeq and is a predicted model, not a curated record. NCBI's taxonomy places the organism in Eukaryota, Fungi, Ascomycota, Pichiomycetes, Serinales, Debaryomycetaceae.
AUGUCGGAUGGGCCUGAGUCACUCGAGGGUAAAAAGUACCCAGCUAAGAAACACGCACACAAUGUGCUUACGAAUUUGAAAAAGAAAAACUCUACAAAAGCACAAGAUGCAUCCUUUUUCAUCAGUGGGGAGGAUUUGGAAUUGUACAAGUAUUGCGAUCAAACUAGACCAUUUAGACAAAAUAGGUACUUUUUCUACUUGAGUGGGAAUAAUAUUCCAGGCUCACAUGUUUUGUAUGAAAGUGGCAAGGACAAGUUGACGGUUUAUUUGCCUAAUGUGGACAAGGAGGAUAUCAUGUGGUCUGGACUACCAUUGUCGAAGGAAGAGGCUGCCAAGAAAUUUGAUGCAGACGAAAUCAAAUAUGCUGCUGAUGUUGCUGGAGACUUGAAAGGAUUAAAGAGUAAACCAUUCACGACCGAUAUUAACAAAUUUAACUUGGAUUUCAGCUCUUACUUGAUUGAAAAAGACGAGGAUUUCUUUUACGCAUUGGACGAAGCUCGUGCAUUCAAAGAUGAGUACGAAAUCGAGUUGAUGAGACACGCUGCCAAGAUCACUGACAAUUGCCACCUUGCAGUCAUGUCAGCUGUGCCUAUUGAAACAAAGGAGACACACAUACACGCUGAAUUCAUGUACCACGCGUUGCGUCAAGGAUCCAAAAAUCAGUCAUAUGACCCUAUAUGCUGCAGCGGUGAGUCAUGCUCUACUUUGCAUUGGGUAAGAAACGAUGGUGACAUCACUCCAGAGAAAAGGUCAGUCUUGAUCGACGCUGGGGCCGAAUGGGACUGCUAUGCUAGUGACGUCACAAGGUGUUUCCCAGUUAAUGGAGAAUGGACAAAAGAGCAUUUGGAUAUUUACAAUCUUGUUUUGAAAAUGCAAAAUGAGGUUUACAAAUCAAUGAAACCAGGCGUUGAAUGGGAAGACCUCCACCUUAAAGCUCACCGAGUUUUGAUUGAAGGGUUUCGAGAAUUGAACAUUUUCAAAAAGGAAUACUCAGUGGAUGAAAUUUUUAAAGCUAAAGUUAGCGCAAGAUUUUUCCCCCACGGAUUGGGUCAUAUGUUGGGUAUGGAUACUCAUGACACUGCCGGGUAUGCCAACUACUCCGACCCUGAUCCCCUCUUGUGUUACUUGAGAAUUAGAAGAAAACUUGAACCAAACAUGGUUGUGACAAACGAGCCGGGUUGCUACUUUUCCCCUUUCUUGUUAGAAGAGACCUUGAAUGAUCCCUCAAGAAGCAAAUACAUCAACAAGGAUGUAUUGGAUAGAUACUGGUACAUCGGUGGUGUUAGAAUCGAGGAUGACGUUUUAAUCACCAAGGACGGCUAUGAAAUCUUUACCAAAGUAACCAAAGAUCCGGAAGAGAUUAGUGAGAUUGUAAAGGCUGCGCACGAGAGAGGUGUAAAUAGUUUCCACAACAUUGUAUAA